Molecule: messenger RNA, 1068 nt
Organism: Triticum turgidum subsp. durum (durum wheat)
Lineage: Eukaryota; Viridiplantae; Streptophyta; Magnoliopsida; Poales; Poaceae
Source: the annotation of a GenBank genome assembly
AUGCUCUCGCUGUCCGCCCGAUCCAUCCUCUCCGCCUUCCUCCCCAAACCCAAACCCCGCCGCCUCCUCCUCCUCAGACCCCGCCGUUCCUCCGCCUCCGCCUCCGCGCUGACGCCGCCUACCCCGCGUACCACCACCCCCGACCCCCCGGAGGACGCAGACCCCACGCCNCUCUUCCUCCGCCCGCCGACCCACCCCGUCCCGGAGGCCUCACUCGCCGCCUUCCGCCGCCGGGCCGCCGCGCUCGUCCCGCCCUCCGCGCCGCACCUCCACCGCCACCUCCGCUGGCUCCUCGCGGACGCCUCCGCCCCCGCCCCGUCCGGCGCCGACCCGGCGGCGCCCCACCUCCUCCGCGCGCCGCUCGAUGAGCUCGAGGCCCUGUGGCUCCGCCACGUCCGGGACAGGCGCCCGUUCCAGUACGUGGUCGGGAACGAGCACUGGAAGGAUCUGGUGGUCGCGGUCCGGGACGGCGUGCUCAUCCCGCGGCCCGAGACGGAGGCCGUCGUCGACAUGGUCGCGGCGGUCGAGGGGUUCCAGGACGGGUGGUGGGCGGACCUCGGGACCGGGAGCGGCGCCAUUGCCGUGGCCGUGGCCAGGAUGCUGGGGCCCGGGGGGAGGGUGUUCGCCACCGACGUCAGCGAGGUCGCUGUUGAGGUCGCGCGGCUCAACGUCCAGAGGUACGGGGUGCAGGAUAAAGUUGAGAUAAGGCGCGGCUCAUGGUUCGAACCUCUAGAAGAUGUCAAAGGAAAACUGAUGGGUGUCAUUAGUAACCCUCCAUACAUACCAACUGAUGAUCUACCUGGCCUGCAACCUGAAGUUGGUUGGCAUGAACCAAAAUUGGCACUUGAUGGAGGCAAAGAUGGCCUUGAUCAUUUGCUUCAUCUAUGUGAAGGGUUAUCUUCGGCACUGAUGCCUGGAGGUUUCUUUGUUUUUGAGACAAAUGGCAACAAGCAGUCAGAGUUUCUUGUCGACUUCAUUAGUACAAAGUGGAGCUCAUCUUUUUGCGACGUGGAGGCAGUUUUAGACUUUGCAGACAUCAAACGUUUUGUAAGAGGGUACCGCAGAUGA